CCUCACUGUUAGGAAUGAAGAAAGAGGGGACAAUACAGGAAGGCCAGCACACACAACCAAAAUGGAGAGCAUCCAGGUCAUAGAAGAGUGCCAAAACCCUACUGCAGAUGAAAUUUUGUCUUGGGCUCAAAAUUUUGACAAGAUGAUGAAAACGCCUUCUGGUAGGAAUAUUUUCAGAGAAUUUCUCCGAACAGAGUACAGCGAGGAGAACCUGCUGUUCUGGCUUGCAUGUGAAGACCUGAAGACGGAACAGAACAAAGACGUGAUUGAAGAAAAAGCAAGGAUUAUAUAUGAAGACUAUAUUUCAAUACUUUCACCAAAAGAGGUUAGUUUGGACUCACGGGUGCGAGAAGUGAUCAACAGGAAUUUGUUGGAUCCUAAUCCUCAUAUGUAUGAAGAUGCCCAGCUUCAGAUCUACACAUUAAUGCACAGAGACAUCCCAAGGUUUUUGAACUCUCAGAUUUAUAAGUCUCUUGUUGAAAGUACUAUGGGCUCUACUUCUGAAACUUAG
Molecule: messenger RNA, 511 nt
Organism: Gekko japonicus
Lineage: Eukaryota; Metazoa; Chordata; Lepidosauria; Squamata; Gekkonidae
Gene: RGS17
Product: regulator of G-protein signaling 17
Exons: 3
Source: RefSeq, a predicted model, not a curated record